This is a messenger RNA of Jatropha curcas, 878 nucleotides long. Its product is annotated as Ribosomal protein L7Ae/L30e/S12e/Gadd45 family protein. Lineage: Eukaryota; Viridiplantae; Streptophyta; Magnoliopsida; Malpighiales; Euphorbiaceae. The record is from RefSeq and is a predicted model, not a curated record.
UCAAAACCCUUUCUGCUAAAACCUCCAAACGAAAUCAAACCGCAACCAUGGGAAACAAAAACAAAAACAGAGCUUCUAAAAGCACUACCGACGCUUCCAAGUCUAGCUUGGUUCCUCAAGACCAAGAUUGCUAUGAAGGGGAACGUCUUGCUCGUUUGCUCAAACUAAUCAAUCGGGAAGUUGAGUCUGUAAAACUUCUGGAAAGAAAUUCGCUGCCCGAGAAAUUCUGGUUCAAGCAACAAUUCGCUAUUGGAGUCAAUGAAGUCACUCGUGCUCUUGAACGAAUGUUGCCGACGGCGGAGAUUGAUGGCUCCCAUCAAAAGCCGCUGCCUCAUACCGUCGCCACUCAUCGUCGCAAACCGCCUGCAGUUCCGCUUCAGGCCAUACUGAUAGCUUCUGAUUGCAACCCUAAAUGGCUGACAAAGCAUCUCCCAAGCUUGGCUUCUUUGAAGAAGGUACCAGUGAUAUUGGUUAAAGAUCAGAAAGGAGGAUCUUUGAGACUAGGUGAACUUGUUAGACUUAAAACAGCAAUUGCAAUUGGAGUAAAAGAUAGAGGAAAUUCCUUAAAUGAAAUUGUGAAGAAAAUUCUUCAUGAUGGCAAUGAAUUGAACCUUGGAACAAAAUGUCUGGAGUCGGCCGAGACACCUUGUGCGCCCUCUGUCAAUGGUCUAUGAUUUGCACAGCCAUGGUUCUUUUACAAGCUUUGGAGCAGAGCAGAAACAGAACAGAUCAUACUGAUGUAUUUACCAAUUUCUUAUUAAAAUUGAAAAAAAAAUAAAUAAAUAAAAUGAUUGGUUCUUUGUUAAUGUUACAAUCUUUCCUGAUUUCUAUCGUGUGGUUCCGCUCUGGUACAGUUAAAUAGACAUAAAUAUUUCUCA